GGUCGUUUCUCGUUCGAUUUUGUCCCGUGUAUACGCCGUUUACAAAGUUACCGCAGAUCAACCGUGAAAAUGAUCGCGACGUGAAUUUCGCCGCACGGCCACACGGGGUGUUUUUUUCUCUCUUUCUCCGUCUCUUUUCUUUCGUGCGGCGAUAACGAUUGUGCACGGUUAUUCUCGGUUGAUCCAGGAGGAUGCAGCGCAUCGCGGCUCUACUGGCUCUGCUCGCCUGCGUGUCGGCACCUGCUCAUGGCCAAGAUGGCGAUCUCUAUUUUUCGGUGAGCCCCGCGGAACACUCGGUUGUCGAAGGACUUCCAGUUCGCUUGAGAUGCGAGGCUCAGCCGAGCUCGCAUGUUAAAUAUUCGUGGAAAAUAGACGGACAGCCCCUCGCUCCCAGCCCACGAAGGCAUCAGGUCGAGGGUGAUCUUUAUAUCACUAGGGUCAAUCGAAUCUUGGACAGUGGGAAGUUCGUUUGCGUGGCCACACUCGAGGAAACCGGCUAUUCGAUCGAGAGCUCGCCUGCCAAGAUCGACGUUCAAUGGAUCAGCGAAGCAAUCGUACAGCUGCAGCAACCGAAAUUGCCGUCCACGAUCCACGUGGACAACGAGAUCGAGCUCCGGUGUCACGUCGACGGUUCCGGCGACAUGAAAUACGAGUGGUUCAAGAACACAGUGAGCGUGGCGAAAAGCGAUCGUGUCGAGAUCAAGAAAAAGAAACUGCACAUACACAGAGCAAUUCCAGAAGACAGCGGCAUGUACACCUGUGUGGCCAAGAAUGAGGCAGGAGCCUCGCCAGUGACUGACAGCUAUCCGUUAAUCGUUUCCGGAAAUGAGACUGCAACGAUUAAGGAUGUUCCGAAAAACCUGAUUACUAAACGCGGCGAACCGGCUAUUUUGCACUGUGUCUUCGAGAACGCCGACGAGGUGCAGUGGUUCUUCAAGGAAAUCGGUCCGCUGGAAUCCGACGAGGAGCGGACGAUCUUCGAGAAUGGCACUCUCUUAAUACGCGCCGCCGAUCUUAGAGACCAGGGAUUCUAUUCCUGCCAUGGAAUAAGGGACGAGACCACAGUCAGUUAUACGGUCGAAUUACAAAUUGCCUAUUUGCUGAACUUUUCGGUAGCUGCUUUCGAACCAAAACGUCCAACUCAACUGGCGAUUGUCGGUGAGGAUCAAGAAUUCCAAAUAAGUUGCCUAGAGCCCUUAGGGCUUCCUUCGCCCAAAGUUUACUGGAAAGAUCCCACGGGACAUAUUAUAAGUGAUACCGGUCCCGUACGCGUUCAAGAUAACACGCUCAUCAUCGCGAAGGCACGAAUGGGUGAGGACGACGGCAAUUAUACUUGCGUGGCCGAGAAUAUGGCCGGUGAAACGGAUAUAUCCGUCCAAAUAGUUAUAUCAACCCCGCCAAGUAUAAUAAGCUCCCCAGAGUCGCUCAGUGUGAUGGAAGGUGAUCCCGUGACACUAACUUGUUCGUAUUCCGGCAUGGAGCCGCCGAUUACGCAUGUGCAUUGGUUGAAGGACGAAGCGCAGCUGAAGGAAUCGGGCGGUCCGACAAGAUACCGCGUGACCGAUAAUCAUGGCAAUGUUACGCUGCAUUUCAAGAGCGUUGACCUGUCUGACAAAGGGCACUACAUGUGUCAAGUAUUCACCACGGGUUUCCCGUCUCUGUUUUCGAAACCGGCCAUUCUCACGGUUGAAGAGAAGCUUAAAUUCUCACCACAACCCGUCAAUAAACGCCUAGAGCUUGGCUCUACAGCGAAGGUAUCGUGUAAGGCCCAGGGUGCCACGAACCCCACGGUAAAAUGGGUCAAGGAAGGCGAGGACGAGGAAUUUCCCAAACAUGUUCAGGAUAUUAACGGCACUCUACACUUCAACGGCGUAUUGGAGGAGGACAAAGGGCGAUACACUUGUAUCGCCAGCAAUGCUCAAGGGUCCAUCAAUCACACGAUUAGCAUUGAUGUAGUUAUCGCGCCGAAAUUUACGGUACAACCACAAAAUCCAACGGAGGCGAUUGAGGGAUAUCCAGUGAUGUUGCACUGUGCCGCCGAGGGUGAUCCUAAACCGACCAUUCAAUGGGAUAAAGAUUCUCGCAUGAACAAUUUAGAUAAUCCUCGAUUCGAAGUAUUAAGUAAUGGAAGUUUGUACAUUAAAGAAGUAUAUCUUAGUGACGAGGGGAAAUACGGAUGUACCGCUGGCAAUAGCGGUGGUUUAAAACGAGAGGAAGUUCAAUUAAAUGUAAAAGCUGGAGAUAAUUAUAGAGCUGAUAUGGAUCUAGAGGCUUCUGAUGAUGGAACGAUGAUGACUAAGACUGUAACGAUUACUCUUAGCGCAGCCGCGGGCUAUAUGGUGCUUGUCGUUGGACUCAUGUUAUAUUGUCGCUAUCGCCGUCGUCGCAGGAAGCAACAAUACCUACAGGAACAAACAGAAGAAAAAAUAGAGAAUGGUGAUGUACAGGAGGAACAGACAGAAUUGAAGGAAACCGGGAAUAAAGUAAAUUCAACAAAUAAGAAGAAGGAAAAUCGCGAUUCUCAUAACAAGAGUGACGGCGCAGAUACAGCUCACAGCCAAAGUAGUAAUCAGUCUAGGAAAUCUAAGUCGAAUUAUGAUAAAAUUGCCGCUUCGCGCAGCAAUCUAAAGGAAUUGAAGCCUCUUGGUCGGGGAGAAUUUGGUGAGAUUUAUUCUACGAAAUAUCAAGUUGAUGGCGAUAAGGAAUCCUUGGUCAUGGUAAAGAGUCUGACAAACACGAAAGACGAGAUUGCUCUUCAAGAAUUUAAACGGCAUUUGGAUCUUGUUCAUAAACUUAAUCACGAGAAUGUCGUCAAGUUGAUUGGUCUGUGUCGAGAGGAAGAGCCCGACUAUAUGAUUUUGGAGUACACUGAUUGGGGCGACUUGAAACAAUUCUUGAUUGCCUCACGAAAGGAUAACAAUUCUAGCCCAACGCACGAAACGAAAGUACCACGCGCACCUCAAUUGUCAGUGGCGCAAAUACUUUCACUAUCGAAUCAAGCUGCGAAGGGCCUAAAACACUUAGCCGAUAAUCGAUUAGUGCACAAAGAUAUAGCCGCGCGCAAUUGUUUGAUCGCCAGCAAUUUGACGAUCAAGAUCUCGCUACCAUGCAUGACCAAAGAGCCGUACCAACAAGAAUAUACGAAACAUCGGAAUCAGAUAAUUCCGCUGAGAUGGCUGCCCUAUGAAGCAGUGUACGAGGACGAAUACUCUACUAAAAGCGAUGUGUAUUCAUUCUCGUGUUUGGUUUGGGAGAUGUUCCACCAGGGCGAGUUGCCAUUUAAUAAGAUGAACGAUGAGUCCGUGUUAACACAGCUCAAGGCGCAAACGCUCACGUGGAAACCGCACAAAGCAGCGCCACCGGCUCUUCAAGAGCUGCAAACUCAAUGCUGGGCAAACGAUCCACGUGAGAGACCGACCUUUGAUGAGGUUGUAUCGAAAAUAGGCGAAAUUGUGGUCGAUAGUUGCCUGUAGGCUAUUAUCGCGAUCUAUUUGUACGAGGCUCUGAAUAUUGGAAAUACUGCAAUAAGGGUAAUGAUUGUGCGGAGCUGUAUAUCGAGAGGUAAGGCUGACGAGCGCCGAUGACUACGCGGUAAUGAUCUCUCCCAUAUGAGGAGGAGGGACCCGAGAAAGCCGCGGUUUCGCGCGAGAAUAAUUAACCGGCUUUCAUGUUAAACGCUUCGUAUCGAUUAUAUAUGCAUAAUGAAUUAUAGGAAACCCUACUCUUUUGCAAAAAGAAAAUGCUUGCUCAUUAAUCAUUGAAUGAGACGAGAAUUAUAUGUCCUAAUGACAUCGUCGCAAAUCGUGAUGUAUAGAUUUUACGCAGAAUUUAAUAUUUCGCAUGCGUGUCAUUAUUUAAUCCACGUCAUUGCAUAUAAUCAAGUGAAUUUCCUCCAUCUUCACUUGGAGGAAAGUUUUGAUAUAUUUUAUGGAUCUCAUUUGAGAAAUCAUUGCAUCAUAUUUUGUGCAAUUUUGGAUUUUUCUAUCGUUCCGCGAAUGUUCAUUUUCCAAAAUCGCACUAGCGAAAUCUCCCACAAAUCUCCGAAUUGUAUGAUCAUUGAACGUUAUAUCUUGAUCUCCUCUACUGCUUCCCUGUUAUAGAUUAUGAAAUAGAACGAGAUAAAAUCAUUGGUUCCGCAAUAAUUAUUCAUAUUACAGUAUUUUGUCACGCCCACUAGCUCGGUAAGAAAAUCAUAUUUAUUUCGCAUCUCCGCUCCAAUGACUGUUCUUCUAUCGUUGGACUAAGUAAUAAUCUGUAUGGACCCAUACACGUUAUUAUGCAAUUAAUGCAAUAUUUAGUAUACAGUAUCGAUAUAAUAAUAAGUAUCAUCACCACACAUCGAAUACUCAUAAGAUACGUUAAUUGUUAGGUGAGCCGAAGCCGAAAAUUGAUAAAAGAAAUGUUCAAUCGGAUCGUACGAAAUUACGCGGACGAUCUCGACUGAACGUUCGAUGAUCGGACUCGGCGCUGCAAUGACAUGCAUAUUAAGAAAGUAUCACGACCAUAUCAAAUGACGAAGAAAAUCUUAUCUCUGCCUAUUUACUUCUACACCGCUAAGACAUAAAAAGAAAUCUUUUAUAACGUAUAUUAUUUAUAACGUAUAUAUUUAUGUGUGAUAAGAACGCAAUCGACCACUCGUAUUUGACGAAAAAGACGGCCUUGUACAUAUACCGAUGGUAUGCAAGUAUACAUGUAAGUUGUUUUCUUAAAGCGCGAAAGACUAGCAUAAAUCAUCGUGUUAAUUUUCAUUAAUAUGAUCAUUCGAAUCGAUGGCUUUUUAUUAAAGAAUUUCGUAAAGAAGUUUCGUACAUAUUGGUAUCAGAGGAUGAAAAGAUCAUGGCGCGUACAGCUAAAUGCUGGACACGCGAGGAAAACGAUAACGAUAAAACGGCAUAUACAGAAUGAAAAACGCUUGAAAAACCUAUUUUUACAUGCGGAAAUUAGAAUCGAUCGGAUCAGAGACGAAGUAUCGCUCGCGAUAUUUUUGCAUUCGGGAUCUACGAUUUGAUAAGUAGCGCGAACAAUCUAUGUAUUUGACGCGAUGGUCCAAUAAGAGGGAUGUGCUGAAUAUAUAUUCGACUCCGUAUCCGAUUUAUACAACGAAUAUUAAUGUUUAUAUUUUAACAGUACGUAAGUUUUAACGUCGUCCCUAUUUUUGCAUUUAAUUCUACUGUAAGAGAGAUUGUAAAGGAGAAAACUCGCGAGGCAAUUAUGGUGCGCACAGUCGCUUCUUCCAUUUCAUUCAAGAACUUCCGUUGAUGCUUCGUAAGCCAAGUGUUUGCAGGGUACAGAGAAAGAACCACCGGUAAAGGUAACAGCUUUUAAGUCGUGCGAGAUAGACAGCGUUAGAGAAAUGCUCAUAAUGGAAAAAUAAUCGUAUUGCUAUAACUUGUUUUACAUUGGAUAUUACGAGUACUUACCGCUUUUAAUAAUUUUUGAAGAAUUAAAGCGCGCAUAGAGCCGUACAAAAUCAGCCAAAUUCAGUUUCGUCGAUCGGCAAUGCAGUUCAGUAGAGCUUCACGUGUGAGUAUAUUCUAUAAUAUUCUACAUGAAAGUACUUACAGCUUUUGAAACAAAAAAGUAAAGAGUAAAUGUCGAAAGAUUUGCAUUUUAACAGGUAUAAAACAAUACCUUCGGUAAGAAAUAUGAUUUAUUGGAUUGUGAAUAAAAUCAAUCGUGCAACUUGUUUAAUUUAAUAUGCAGCAACGAAAAGAACUGAAUGCGGAAUCGAUUGAAAGGAAUAGAAAAGAAAUAGAUCAAUGAAACGAGGUUGUUUUAAUAUAUGUUUGAUAAUUCAUUCAAACAUUCUCUUUUGAGAAUUUCUACUUCUCGGAAAAAUUUGAUAUUUCUUUCGAGGAGUAAUUAUGAGUGACUCUUCGGCUCUGUGCAUGCUAAUAUAAAUAUGAUGUAUCAUAUACGCAUAUUAGAUAUAAAAGCACCGACGUAUAACACUGCCAAUGAUAAAUACUGUUCUCUAAUUUAACUAAAGCACUCUUGUUAUACCGGAAAAAACACGAGGCAAUUCGCGAAGGCACUUUGCCUGUGAAAGCAUCGUCGUAUAUUCGUGGACACUCUAAUUAAGAAUAUGUAAAAGCACGAAAUAUAUGAAUAAUCUUUCAAAGUUACCCGAGCUCGCGGCGUCUCCUACGACUUUUAUAAUGCUUCCUAAAUGUUCGCUAUAUACGUCAAGAAAUAUUCUUGUGAUCAGUGAUGGCGAACGUAUUUAGUAAUAUAAAAUCCGUCGCAUACUUUUACAUUUAAUUUGAAGAAAAGACUCGACAGAUGCAGAGAGGAUUAAAAUUGUUCAGGUGGAAAAUUAGCUGAGAUUGGAAACGUAUCCAAAGUACUUUUGCAAUUCAACAUAAUACGUAUUCAGUAGUAAUACGAAUUCGAAGUAAUUCAAUAGUUUUAUUAUUGAAUAAGGAACCUCCAAAGUUCGCGUUUGAAUAAUAGGAUAUUAAGUUACGCGGAAAUUAUGAAGGUCACAUCUAUAAAGCACGGAAUAUAAUCUGAGUACGGCCCAUCACUGCUUGUAACAUAAAAUACGCUAGAAAUAUACGUUACAGCGAUCUCUAACCCACAAUUACACGUAUGUAAAGUUAAGAUCAAUUAUCCAAGUCCUAUGUGCUCAUAUCAUUCGCUCAGAUAUUAUCUAAUCGUGAACGACCAUCACUGCCAUAAAGAAGGUACAUCAAUCGAUGUACUGGCGAGUUUUGUGAAGGCUACCUAUUAUGUCCAAUAUGUCUAGUCAUAUACGAUGACAAAGUGAACAGCGUACGGGAAGCUCAUUUGACGUUCAUAUCCUUAGGCGUUUCAAAUCGAUUUCUUUUUUACAGUAUUUUGUAAAUAUUUGUACUUUUUUAUCUACGUCGUACUUAUGAAUUUUUGGAAUAGUAUGUGCUACGAUUAAAUAAAGAUGAGAAAAAAAAUACAAUGCGCAUCAUGAUUUCAUUGCGAUCCAUAUCCUUAU
This is a messenger RNA of Acromyrmex echinatior (Panamanian leafcutter ant), 6970 nucleotides long. RefSeq names its product tyrosine-protein kinase-like otk. NCBI's taxonomy places the organism in Eukaryota, Metazoa, Arthropoda, Insecta, Hymenoptera, Formicidae. Gene Ontology annotation, cellular component: cell-cell junction; plasma membrane. Gene Ontology annotation, molecular function: cell adhesion molecule binding; ATP binding; protein kinase activity. The record is from RefSeq and is a predicted model, not a curated record. Gene Ontology annotation, biological process: protein phosphorylation; cell-cell adhesion.